CUCGUUGCUCAUAUUGCGCAAAGCCAAGAUCACUCGUUUCAAUUUACUACUUGCCAUAAUAAAUAAUUUGUCCCUCCUCGUCCUCCUCCACCACCUAUUAUAUAUCGUUCACAAUGGCUCGUCUCACCUAUACCUUAGGUCUGGCUUCAGCCCUCUUCACUGCGGCCGUGCGAUCAUAUGACGAUUAUGACGAACUUGAGAUUGCCGAUACAGUCCAGGCGGGAGUGUCAACGACGGUCACCGUCAACCUUGAUGAGGAUGACGACGACGACGACGAUGACGACUACAGUGGGUACCGCAUCUACCUUGCGACCACUCCUCCAGGAUGGGGCACCGGACCUGCCUGUUACCUUGUCAACGACACCGACAACGACAUUACCCAGGUUCAGGUGACGAUUCCUGCCUCUGUGGCCCCGGACCAGACAACUCUUUCGCUGUCCCUGUCAGAGCUCUACGACGGGGACGAUUUCGAGUCCUUCUCCUAUUCCAAUGACUUUGUCCUGGAGGGCGGCUCUGGCGAGUGGAGCGCCCUGGAGCUCAACGGAUACAGCAUCACCGAUGCCGAGGCGACGCCUUGUUCGGCUCUGCAGUGCGCCCGAGACUGUGGCAACCAAUAUUAUCCAGAUGGAGUUGGUCCUGACGACAUCGACGAUCCCAGCUACGAAGACUUCUACAACUGCAUCGCGUCCUGCCCCGGUGUGGACAUGCCUUCAUGGGAUGAGGUCACGGGCGACGACGGUGGCGAUGACGGCGGUUAUGGGGACGGUGGUGCUGCCACCUAUACCUACACCUACACGUCCUUUGAAGGGCAUACAAGAACACACGAAUCCGCCCAGGCCACCAAGACGGGCUCGUCUGGCUCGUCAGCUUCAGCUUCAGCUACAACUACUUCUGCCGUCGCCACUUCUACAACUGCCUCCGCGACAUCUUCCGCCGCGUCGUCCUCAACUUCUGCUGUGACUACCAGUUCUGCCAGCCGGCAGUUAUUCUCUUCCUCACUUGUCUUGGGUGUUAUUGUUGCUGCUGCUGCACUCUUCUAAGUACUUUGCAGGGAGGGGACUCGGUGUGAUAGUCUGCUGUGUUAUUAUCCAGAAUGGAAACCUAGAUUGUUGCCCGUCACUGGAGGCAGAUGAGAUAUGUAGUAAUGGUAAUCAAUAUGCAUUGGCCUUGCCAAAUAUUC
This is a messenger RNA of Cryphonectria parasitica EP155, 1180 nucleotides long. RefSeq lists its product as uncharacterized. The record is from RefSeq and is a predicted model, not a curated record. The transcript has a single exon. The coding region runs from base 114 to 1040 and encodes 308 amino acids. Lineage: Eukaryota; Fungi; Ascomycota; Sordariomycetes; Diaporthales; Cryphonectriaceae.